Alligator mississippiensis (American alligator) is the source of this 4322-nucleotide messenger RNA. It is a transcript of the gene BMP7, whose product is annotated as bone morphogenetic protein 7. Gene Ontology annotation, biological process: SMAD protein signal transduction. The record is from RefSeq and is a predicted model, not a curated record. The transcript is spliced from 7 exons. Gene Ontology annotation, molecular function: growth factor activity; cytokine activity. Gene Ontology annotation, cellular component: extracellular region. The coding region runs from base 307 to 1602 and encodes 431 amino acids. Lineage: Eukaryota; Metazoa; Chordata; Crocodylia; Alligatoridae.
AGAGAGAGAGAGAGAGAAAGAAAUCAGACCCUAAAGAAAGAGGGGAAAGGGAGUGGAAAGCACCACUCAGGAGUGAUCCUUGCUAUUUAUCUCAUGGAUUUUACAAACUAAACCACCUCCCCCCCCCAGAGGCAAACUUUUAUCAUGAGUUUGCUGAAGCCUGAGCUGCAGGGCUGCCCUCUAGCCAAGUGAUCAGAGCUUUGCGGGGCAGGCACUUUCCCCCUCUCCAGCUGUCUUUCAUGGUAAAGUAUUUAUUCCUGCUCAGCAGCCCCGUGGGUCUCUUCAUCUCCCCUCCGUGCAGGAGAGAUGCGCGCCGCGUGGCCCGGGCAGCCUGCCUCCCGGCUGCUGGUCCUCUCGUGCUUGUGGCUGCGCUGCAUCCUGGCGGACUUCACCUUGGACAAUGAGGUGCACUCCAGCUUCAUCCACCGGCGGCUGCGGAGCCAGGAGCGCCGGGAGAUGCAGCGGGAGAUCCUCUCCAUCCUGGGCUUGCCGCACCGGCCCCGGCCCCAUCUGCACGGCAAGCAGAACUCAGCCCCCAUGUUCAUGCUGGAUCUCUACAAUGCCAUGUCGGUGGAGGAGGCGGCCGGGGCGGCGGGGGAGGAGGGAGAGGGCUUCUCCUACCCUUACAAGCCCAUCUUCAGCACCCAGGGCCCCCCCCUGGCCAGCCUGCAGGACAGCAACUUCCUCACCGAGGCAGACAUGGUCAUGAGCUUCGUGAACCUGGUGGAGCAUGACAGAGAGUUCCAUCAUCAGUGCUGUCACUAUCGGGAGUUCAGGUUUGAUCUCUCCAGGAUCCCGGAGGGGGAAGCUGUGACUGCUGCUGAAUUCAGGAUAUACAAGGAUUACAUCCGCGAACGCUUUGAUAAUGAGACAUUCCAGAUCAGUGUCUACCAGGUACUCCAGGAACACCCAGGAAGGGAUUCAGAUCUGUUCCUGCUUGACUCUCGAACAAUCUGGGCUGCAGAAGAAGGCUGGUUGGUGUUUGAUAUCACAGCAACCAGUAAUCACUGGGUGGUAAACCCACAACACAACCUUGGCCUGCAGCUAUCGGUUGAGAGUAUAGAUGGACAAAGCAUCAAUCCCAAGUUGGCUGGUCUUAUUGGAAGACAUGGCCCACAAAAUAAGCAGCCUUUCACAGUAGCGUUCUUCAAAGCCACAGAGGUUCAUCUCCGCAGUAUUCGUUCCACUGGAGGCAAACAAAGGAGCCAGAAUCGAUCAAAAGCACCAAAGAACCAGGAAGCUUUUCGGGUGUCCAACGUUGCAGAAAACAGCAGCACUGAUCAGAGGCAAGCCUGUAAAAAACAUGAGCUGUACGUCAGCUUCCGGGAUCUCGGAUGGCAGGACUGGAUAAUUGCUCCGGAGGGCUAUGCAGCUUAUUACUGUGAAGGAGAAUGUGCCUUCCCACUGAACUCAUACAUGAAUGCAACAAACCAUGCUAUUGUGCAGACACUGGUUCACUUUAUAAACCCAGAGACCGUGCCGAAGCCCUGCUGUGCUCCUACACAACUCAAUGCCAUCUCAGUGCUCUAUUUUGAUGACAGCUCCAACGUUAUCUUAAAAAAAUACAGGAACAUGGUAGUACGGGCCUGCGGUUGCCAUUAGGUUUGCAGGAAAGAAAAAGAGUGAUUUGUAAUGAGGGUUUUUUAUAUGGAUUUGCAAAGAAAAAAGUUUAGGUCUCCGGCCUCGGAUUGCCGUAAAAACAGUUUGCAGGCAUCAUGCUUCUGACAGGGCAGAAUCGGCAGGAGAUAAUAGGACAAAUUCUGGAUCCAGGUGACAUCUGAACCGAUUUUGAACCAAUGGGAAAACCAAUCUGCCUAAAACAAUUGGUUACAAACACUACGUAUUGCUGCAGAGGAGUCUUUCGGAAGAUGACUAACUCACCAGCGUUGAUUAUAAACAUCUUUUUUAAACAAAUCUAUCUGUGGUGCGAGUGCGUGCAAAGUAAUAAGCAUUUUUAGUUCCUGUAACAUGUUGUUCACAAUAAAAAUGAGUGACUGAAACAUACCUGGAGAAACAGAUAUUUUGUUAGAGAAUUAACUCCAUCCUUUUUGCUUAUGCCCUUUUCAUAAGCAGAGGCAAAGACUAAACACGUGGAACUUCCAGUAUUAAAUUUUGCACUAGCAGAACCUAUAUCUGGAAGAAGCGACUCAAAAGGACAAAUACAUCUAGAAACCUCACUGUAGGAACUGAAAGAAAUAAACUCCAAAGAAUAAAAGAUUGGAUUGAUGUUGAAUUUUGGUGUUAGAGGGCAAACAGAUCUCUUUUCGCUACCAGCAGGAACCUGAAUUUGCAAUGGACUGAGAUGGCUAAGAAUAAAAUUUCUAAAAAAUAGGAAAUAAUUUGGAAACAUAUAACCCAGCUCUUUAGGUGGGCAUCCACUAUUAUGAAAGGCAAGCCAAAAAUCCUGCUCACAUAUGGAAAACAUCCAUUGAUCUCAGGGUGCGCUAAAUAAAGCCCCAAAAAGGUUGCAGAUCUGUAGGCCAAUGAAAUGCGGAAAGCCCAAAGUAUGGUGCUGGAUCUGGAGCUGGCAUCUGGAGGAUUGAGUCCUGAAUCUUUCUUGUGGACUAGACCCGACAGUUUCCUGGGUCAGUAUUUUCUGUGCGAUUCUUAUUUUAUUGGCAGUUUCAAAGCAUCUAAACCAGGCUACAGGAACUAGCGUCCAGAAGGCAUCCUCCUGGUUGAUCUUUUUGAAGUCAGAGGUCACAAAAGCUAUCAAAUUUCUGUAAUUAAAGUUAAAUUAAAGCUACUGUGGCAGAAGGGUGGAUGAGAGCUCCUGCUAUUGAACCCAAUCCCAAAUUGGGCUGGCUGGAAGCGCUUUUGUGUUCUUGGAGCUUGCGUAGAUGGCCAAAACUUGAACUUCAUCAGGAAAAAAAAAGUUCUUUCCAAUAAAAUACCAGGCUUUUUGCCUGCCUGCUUAGCCUCCCAUUUCUAAACUGCUAGGCAGAUCUACAAAAACAAUGAAAAGGAGAGGCAAGGAUUCUUGUGAGUGAUAUCUUUUAUUGGACCAGCUGCAUAAGGGAGACACUUUUUUUUUUAAAUCCCUGGGCUUGAGUCUCUCCUCAGAUUGAUUUUACGUCUCAGUAUAACUGCAGCCCUCACAGGAAGGAUUCCUAAUUUAUUCUCAUGUUGUCCAACUCAGAAUCAGACCCUGUAUCUUUCAUUACCAAGGAACUAUUAAGGAAAGAGAGAUGAAGGAAGUUGUGGGGUUCUGCGAAUCACUCAUUGCUCUCUUCCCUCUAAACCACAAUUAAAAUCCAGACCAGAUGCUUUGCUUAACAACAACAACACCAACAAAAGGGCAGCUUUGUAGGAGACAAGCUGGGAGUUUGUUUCUCGUGUCCCAGUUCUCUUUUCUAGUUCUGUUAAAGUCAAUAAUGGUUUUAUCAGCGAUUUCCAGUGGUAGCAGGAUUAAGUUUAUGCCACUGACAGCAGUGGGCUUUGGGUUGGGCCCUUGGUGGACAGUAGUCCAUGUGGCCAGAGGCACCAUGCAUACAUAUAAAUACGAACCAAGAGCCUGCAGGCCUAAUUCAGCUCUGGCAUAUAUAAUCUGUGCCAUUAAAAUGAACACAGCUAUACCUGACUUAAAUCCGAAUCAGACUUUAUAGUUACCAAGUCAAAUCCAAGGAGGGAUCCUGCAUUGCAAUACCCUUAGACAAACCAUCUCUGAGAAAUGUUGGACUGCAGCUGCCUUCCGUGCAUCCAUCAUUUUAAAUGUAAAAUGCAGAAAGUCAUGCGAAUUGUAGAUAGCACUCCGUGUUGUAUUUGUGCACGUCCCCCCAUGCAGCGUGCUUUUAGGUGUCUGUAAACCUUGUAUGGGAAACUAAGGUGCUGGCUAUGAAGUUAACAUUGGAUGUUUAGGGCGGGUUAUUAUUUUAUGUGGGCAAGGAUGAGUAUUGUCCUUUGUGUCCAAUGUUGGCAGUCAGUGGACUGGCAUAUUCCAGUUUCAGAGCUGACCACCCUUUCUUCUUGUGUUUGACUCGUAAAUGUUCUGCGGGGUUUGGUUUUGUUUUUUAACUCGAUGACAGAAUCUGUUGCUAGGCUGUACGUUGGCUCUGUUUGUUUGUACAUUUUUAUGUAAAUAGUUGUCACAAACGUGGAAAAAGAAUUAUUUAUUUCCAUCAUCUCUGAAUUCCUUUUCAGUCACGCAUUCAGGAAAAUUCGCAUCUCUUAAAACACAUUUGUUUCCUUAUUUAAGAUGAUAUUUAUUAACAGUUGGCAAAAUCUAUGUAUACAUUUCUGGUUCUUUUCAUAGAGCAGUUAGAAGCAUUUUGUACAAACUAGUGAAAUAAAUCAUUGUGACUUUACAAAAGAUAUUCCAACAA